This is a messenger RNA of Platichthys flesus (European flounder), 5933 nucleotides long. RefSeq names its product mannosidase, alpha, class 1B, member 1b (gene man1b1b). The record is from RefSeq and is a predicted model, not a curated record. Gene Ontology annotation, molecular function: calcium ion binding; mannosyl-oligosaccharide 1,2-alpha-mannosidase activity. Gene Ontology annotation, biological process: carbohydrate metabolic process; N-glycan processing. NCBI's taxonomy places the organism in Eukaryota, Metazoa, Chordata, Actinopteri, Pleuronectiformes, Pleuronectidae. The coding region runs from base 337 to 2274 and encodes 645 amino acids. The transcript has 15 exons. Gene Ontology annotation, cellular component: endoplasmic reticulum; membrane.
UCUUGUGUUGUCAGAUAAGCAGCAGCUCAGCCACAAGUGGAUCUCCCUUUACCGCCCGAUGCUCGUAUCUCACUAUAUCGCUUUUAAACAUGAACAGGCCGCCGAGGCUGUUCCUGUAACUGACGCCAGCUCCAACGUCUCCGGUGGAUAAACCUGUCGCCUCUGUAACGCUGGAUACUUUUCAAGGCCUCAAGCGAUGCCUCGGUCCACAGUUGAGCUGUGAACCCGCCAAAACACGACCUCCACCCGGUGGCGCGUCGCCGAGGGAGCCGCGGCAGAGCUACGGGCAGAGAGCGCCGAGGUUCCCCUCCUGUGUGAAAGGGCUCCUCUACAGAAAUGCACCCACCAUCUCGCCAGGACUAUGUAUCCCUGAGCCUUGCUGGACAAGGAAGUGGAGGUUACAACAACAGUAAGCACUGGAGGAGACAGUCCUGCUGGAGGAAAUGGAAGCAGCUGUCCAGGCUGCAGCGGAGCCUCAUCCUCUUCAUCCUUGUCCUUAUGUUUAUCUGUGGGAUUGCCACCUAUCCUACCGUCACUGAACACGUCAGAGGCCUUCCAGAUGCGGAGCACGAAAUAGACAGUAACAGCGUACUGAGGCCUGCCAUCCCUCAUGUGCUGCCUGAGCCUAUCAAACAGGGCCACCCAGCACUGCCAGAACUACCUUCCGAGAGGAAAUUAUCUAAUAAGAGAGGGCCACCUGUCCUUCGGAAUCGCCUUCAGAGGAAAGGAAACACUUCAGAUACAGUGGUGGUGGACAAGGUGGCUGACGGCAAGAAAGAAGGGGAGGAGGAGGCAAUUAUCAGCUGGCAUGGGGCAUUGAUCGACACUAAACAGGUCCCAGAGGGCACCAAGGAUGGGGGAAAGGUGGAUUCACCUACCAACCAAGAAGUCAUAAUAUCCAAAGAGUCAGAAACUAGCCGGCUGGAGACGGUGCGGGAAUCUUUCAGACAUGCAUGGAAGGGCUAUAAAAAGUUUGCUUGGGGUCAUGAUGAGCUUAGGCCUAUCUCCAAGUCCUACGGGGAGUGGUUUGGCCUUGGUUUGACGCUUAUUGAUGCCCUGGAUACCAUGUGGAUCCUGGGACUUAAAGAAGAAUUUGAAGAAGCAAGGGCGUGGGUGGCAACAGAGCUGUCCUUCAACAAGAAUGUUGAUGUCAACCUGUUUGAGAGCACCAUUCGCAUCUUGGGAGGUCUGCUGAGCACCUACCAUCUAACUGGAGACACCCUGUUCUUAGACAAAGCUAAAGACAUCGGCUCCAGACUGAUGCCUGCCUUCAACACCCCGUCCAAGAUCCCCUUCUCUGAUGUGAACAUCGGGAAAGGUACAGCCCACUCCCCUCGCUGGACCUCAGACAGCACAGUGGCUGAGGUUACAAGCAUCCAGCUGGAGUUCAAAGAGCUCAGUCGCCUCACCCAGGAUCCCCAGUACGAGGAUGCGGCGGCCGAGGUUAUGAAUCAGGUCCACAAGCUGGACGGCAAGCUGGACGGUCUUGUUCCCAUGUUCAUCAACACAAACAAUGGACAAUUCACCCAUCAAGGCAUCUACACACUUGGAGCCAGAGCCGACAGCUACUAUGAAUACCUCCUGAAGCAGUGGAUCCAGGGAGGCAAGAAGGACAACCAGCUCUUGGAAGACUAUCUGCAAGCAAUAGAAGGUAUUAAGAAGAACAUGUUGCAGAAGUCUUCUCCUAAUGGCCUUACUUUUAUAGGAGAGGUCUCACAUGGACAGUUCAGCACUAAAAUGGACCAUCUAGUGUGUUUCCUGCCAGGCACUCUGGCCCUCGGUGCUCACAACGGCCUGCCUGCUGAUCAUAUGGAUCUGGCUAAACAGCUGAUGGAGACCUGCUACCAGAUGUACGUGCAGAUGGAGACGGGCCUCAGUCCAGAGAUUGUCCACUUCAAUAUGCAUGAGGGCAGCAUCCGAGACAUCGAUGUGAAACUUGCUGAUAGACACAACCUCCUGCGACCAGAGACUGUGGAGAGUCUCUUCUACCUUUACAGGUUCACCAAGGACCUCAAGUACCAGCAGUGGGGCUGGGAGAUUCUUAAAAACUUUAACAAGUACACCAAGGUUUCUUCUGGUGGCUAUACCUCCAUCAAUAAUGUGCGCGACCCAGACUAUCCGAGUCCUCAAGACAAGAUGGAGAGCUUCUUCCUCGGAGAGACCCUGAAGUAUCUGUACCUGCUCUUCUCAGAUGACCCCGACCUCAUCAGCUUAGACCAGUAUGUCUUCAACACUGAAGCUCAUCCUCUGCCUAUUUGGCCUUCCACUGCGUGACACACACAGCGAAGGACUCAAAUGACAUUUAUAAACACAACAAAUGAUCUCAGGGUUGGUCAAACACCAACAUGAUAGCUACAUCUGUUCGGUCUCAGUGAGUGACCUCUGCCAAAACCACCCUGAACACAGAUGGAAAAGCCUCUUUUCUAUUGGAUCUUUAGUUUGCUCUGUGCCAACGGUCUUGGUGAAAUAACAGGAGCCUGGUCCAGUGUGUAGCUUAUUUAUAAAAAAAUCUUUAGGAUUUGUGUUGGUGACAGAGUGUUUUCCGGAGGAGCGGACAAAGGUUUCUGUUCUCUCUCUCAGAUAACCUCAGCACUGGAGAGGAUCCUGAAUGUCACUUGAACUGAAGCCUUCUUGUUAUGGGGGGAGGUGGAGUGUCAGGUUGGACUGAUACAGAUGUUUGAAUUGAUAUUUUCAGAUUGUCAAACAUGUUCAAUUUCUAACAAAAAUCACAAUUUUUAUUCCAGAGAAAUCCUCCAACACGUCCAUGUCUUAAUUUGUAGCCCUCCAUUGUAUUAUUAUUACAAUGGAGAUGUUUCUGAAACAGAAUGUAAUCCAUUGUGACACAAAGCCAGUGUCUGGUGGUCUUACCUCAGUGCGAGGUGUGAAAGCAGCUAAAACGUUCCCUGACAGCAGCCACCAGCUGUGUGAACUGAAACCAACCGCUGCUGCCUGCUGCACCGAGAACCUGACUGCUCUGCCCACAUGUUUUCACAUGGGUGCCAGCCUUGCAGGGAUUAGAGGAAAAAGCGAAUUCCUCAUCACACUGUAUAUAGUCUUCAAGUGCUCUGGUUAGAACUAUUCUUCCUAAACAGGGCAGGGCGUGCCAACAGGCUGUUAAUACAUUUAUACCUGAAUUAAAAUGCGAUUUAUCAUCAGAUUGUCCAAAUCAACUCCAGAGGUCAAGGACGUAUUGGGAUUGAACAUUGAACACAAGUAUAAUCUUACAGUUUGAAGUACAAAAUGACAUGCAGCUGUUUCAAACCAAUGAAGUAGCAGCUACACAGCUAGAAGCCAUUAGCCAGUAAACACAGGAAGCAGUCCUCACAUUACUCAAGACACUUGUAGAUGGAGAGAUAACAAGAUCGAAAAAACACUAUUAGGGCUUCACUGGUGGCUGCCAUCUUCUUCUCCUCUUCUUGGUUGCUUUCAUGGAUCUGUUCAUACAAAUGGAUGGUGAGCUGAACAGAGCGAUCAGACACCCAUCAAUCCCAGCUGAAAAUCAGGUUCAAAUCAUACCUACAUAUAAUCUGUAUACAAGAAGCAAUUUAAUGUCAGGUGUAAAAGGAGUCUGUGUGUCUGCUGUUCCGUGCUGCAUUCAUGUCAUACAGGAUAUGGUGGGAUUUCACAGCACAUAAUCCCACUCACUAACCUCAGAUCAAGAAGACGCUGCUUGGAAAGUGCUAAUUGAUUAAUGGAUUACUCGGACCAGUCAUAGGCAGCUACAAACGUUUAUUGUAGGGUUAUGGGCACAGGAUUUAGUAAAAUAUAUUUUUGUCAUUUGGAAACUGCGUGUAUGAAAUGUCAUAGUAUUCGUGACUCUGUUGAAAAGUAGGUUUACAAACCAAAAUUAAUUUUUAGCCCCCGGUCACCCAAAAUGUCUCUGUUCAUGACCUAUACCAAAACCUUGUAGCAGCUUUUCCUCCCACGUGACAUGAAUGCAGCUUCCGUCUCUACAUGGGACACAGACAAACUUAUUCCGGCUGUCGUGAGGUAGCAGAUCUACUUCUGAACUGUGAAGCUUUUGUUUUAUGACCUUAGUUGUGGGUUCUGAGCAUUGAUUUGUUUAUUUCUUUGUGUUUUUUUUUAAUGUGUCCUGAGCAGUUGCUCUUCUCGCUGAAUGUUCCAUUUCAUUAUUUUGUCAUCUGCAAGGCUUUAGUGUCUGUGUUUCCGACUCGUUUGAUUUUAAAUAUAAAUUUAGCAUAAUAUAUUGAUUUCUAGUGUAUUUAAAGUUGUAAUUGCAGCUAUCUAAACACACUGAGCUGGGAUUGUGAGUGUUUUGUUCAGUUCUUGUUGUAGUGGCCACAGCAGUAUGCAGUCCUUCCUACCAAUACCACUAGUUUACAUCAUAGCUCCACUUGUAGUUGUUACUUUUAAAAACUUUGAAUUGAGACCAAACUCAUUUAGUUUAUUCUGUUAUUUUCCUCACGUGUGCCUUCAAUGUUGCUUCAGACAACAUUCAAAAGACCGACUGUUAGCUGUCUGUGAACGUGCAUUUCUAUUCAUUCCAGCUAUUUUUACUGGUUGCUGACUUACAGCAUUGUGUGGUAAUUGCGAUUGGGGAUCAUUUUUACACUAGGAUUGAAGAUUGAUAUUUUUCCCUCAAAUCAAUCAUUAGGUUUACGUGAUGCCUAUCUCUCCCGGUGUGUAUUUAAACCCUAUUAACAAGGGCUCUGCGUGAUCCCUCCCUGGAUGUGUUUCAGCAUAAAACCUGAGCCAAAGACAUGCUGGGGAUAUCAUCACCAACGGCGUCUGGUUUUGGUCUUAUUGAUGAAAAGCCAUUUUCUCCAAAGCAGCAUCUUUCAGGAAAAACUAACACAGGAGAUAUUUUCAGUGCUUUUGAUAACAGUGUCACUGGUGUGGGUUUGGAAGACUGAUGCCACUAUUUUUAAACUAAAGUCAAUGACGACUGAUGGAUUUCUAUAUUAGUUGCGGCCACCAAACAGACUGCUUUUAACAGCAGGCUACACACACCACAGCUGUACAGUUUAUCAGUUUGUCAUUAUUAGAUCAAUUACAGUGGUAUCAACACAAAGCACAUUGAGUUGGAAGAUAAAACCUAACUUGAAGCAUCAUAUAAAGUACAAGAACAGGAAAGCUCUGAGGCAGGUUUUACAAGGGUUGUAGAGUACAGUUGGAGUUAGGAGGCCCAAAUACUCACUGUGUGCACAUAAACUACUCAAUGUUUUGUCAUAUGUGUAAACAACCUUUGGAUAUAGACUGAGGUCGAUAUGAUUGGUAAAUACUCUUAGACAAAAUUGGUUAUUGUGUAUUAGCAGAAAUUGUCUGAUUUACACAUGUUGCAGACCCACAUGUUCACAUUGCGUAUGACUUACUGUAAAUAGAAGCCUGUGGACCUAACUGUCCCUGAAGUGUCCUGGAACGCAGGUCAAGCAUUAACCUGAUCAGUCUAGGAUCAUGUUCCUCAAAGACACUGUUUGCCCCUUUUUACCUGCAGGCGUGAAAGAUGACUACACAUUUGUAAGUUUGUUCAUCACAGAGCGACUGCUAGUUUGAUUCAUUUCUCAGCAGAGGUUCUAGUUUUUUUUUUUUAUAUAUACCGUCUGAGUUUAUCCGAAGUAGCCAAAACAUGACUAAUAACAUCUGCUGGCAGAGGUUCGAAGAUGCUCCUCGCUGACGACACCUGUUUUCAUUGUUGGAAAAGUAGCAAUUGGAAUCUAUAUAUUCCAAGAGCUCCUCACUGUCCUGAGUGGUGUGUGUCCUCUCUGUUAUCUCUCCAAUGCUCUGAGAUUGGAUCUUACAUAUAAAUGUGGAACAGCUUUGUUCUGACAGAGGGGCGGUAGUAUUGGUUGUUUUUCUUCCAUUUCAAACCUUACACAAUGUAUUGUUGAUGUAAUUUGGUGUAAAAUAAAGGCUGGAUCUGCAUUAAUUCUGUGCAAAAAAAAUAAAAUUAAAAAUAUUUUAUUGAACAGAAA